UGUUUGCAUGCUUUGCGAUUUUAACGAUCAACGGUCCCUUUUCAACAUACAGUUACCAACUAUAACACUGAGUUGAUUAAAUUAAAAGUAUAUGACAAUGGAUGAGCUUUUAAACGAAGUGGUACCACAAGAGGAUUUAGAGGUUGUUUAGCAGUACUCACUCGGAACUGUAAAACAUCAUCCAUGAAAGCUAUCUCACCCCUAGUGUCUUUCCUUCUACCCACUUAAAAAAAUGUUAUUCGCCGGCCCUGCUUAUUAAGUGCAUAUGAACGUUCGAACAUUGCAGAGGUUUGAAAAAAAAUAUCAUCACGAGCUUGAGUUGGACGGGGAAGUUACCACAGAAACCAAAUUUGAGUACGCAUUCUGUCUGGUUCGUAGUCGCUAUACAAACGACAUUAGAAAGGGAAUUAUGAUAUUGGAAGAGUUGGCACGUACCCAUCCAGAUGGAAGGCGUGACUAUAUUUAUUAUCUUGCAUUUGGGAAUGCUCGUAUAAAAGAGUAUACUUCUGGGUUGAAGUACUGCAGAGCUUUUCUGGAUAUUGAAUCAAAUGAUCAAGUGCGCUCCCUUGAGCAAUACAUUCAAAAACAAAGUGACCUUGAAGUGGCCAAGGGUAUGGCUGUCGCUGGUGGAGCAGCCCUCGUACUAGGUGGAAUAUUGGGACUAGGCAUUGCUAUGGCUAGAAAUAAACAAAAACGGGAGAAAUAGUGAAAACCGUCAUAUUUUAUGGAGUCUGAACCCCUCUGCACAUCUCUGCGAUUCAAUUUUAAAAAGUAUCAUUUUCACAUAUUAAUUUUUAUAUUAAAGUAAUCCUUGUUAAACUAAUAAAUGUUAUAGAUCAAUGGUGUAAA
Molecule: messenger RNA, 849 nt
Organism: Drosophila gunungcola (fruit fly)
Lineage: Eukaryota; Metazoa; Arthropoda; Insecta; Diptera; Drosophilidae
Gene: Fis1
Product: mitochondrial fission 1 protein
Exons: 6
Coding region: 266-706 (146 amino acids)
Biological process (GO): peroxisome fission; autophagy of mitochondrion; mitochondrial fission
Cellular component (GO): peroxisomal membrane; mitochondrial outer membrane
Molecular function (GO): protein binding
Source: RefSeq, a predicted model, not a curated record